UUCAUCUGUUUUGAGGCGAACGAGCGUGGGCAGCUCAAAACGAUAAACGCAAAUCAAAUGACAGUAGCAAUAGUCGAAAACGAGGCAUUUGUUUGGUCAGAAGAAUAGUAAAAUAAAAACAAACUCCACAAAAUUUCGUGGUCCAAAAUCCAGCAAAGCCAGAGAACUUGGAAGGCAGCAGGGCGCAUAAACAAUCAAACGUUUCAGCCGCUACUGUGGUGGUGAUAGAGGAACCUAAAACAGAGAGCGAUUGCACUGUGCUUCGAAACAUGAAAUGCGAUUGAGGGGGCUGCCGGCGGCGUAUUGUGUGGAGCACUGAAGUGGCUGGAGGCACGACAAAUACAACGACAACGUCUGGCUGGGACAGACUUUGGAGUAGAGAGACCAAAGCAAAGGGAGCGAAAAUUUUCAGUUGAUUUUUGUUGUUCCGCGAGUGCUGUUGGUCGAGAAUUAAACGCGCACGUCUGACGGAAACUUUAUAUGUAUAUAGUGCCAAAUCAGAUGGAGAAACGCCAUACAAAGAAAUAUCACCAAUUUGUGGCAGUGGAAAAAAUAUAGAAUCAACACAAAAAGAAAACGUUUGGCUUACGAAACCGUAAAUAACUAAAUUGUGUUUGGAUUAAGGCGUAAUUUGAUAUUUCGAAGGAAACUUUUUUGGACAAAAUUAUAUGUAAACAUUAAUAUGAAAUUGGAUGAAAUUGUUGCAUGGUAUCAGAAAAAGAUUGGCACCUACGACAAACAGCAAUGGGAGAAAACAGUUGAACAAAAAAUUCUAGAUGGUUUUAACAGUGUUACGCUUAAGAAUGCUAAGCUCAAAACAGAUCUAAUCGAUGUUGAUUUAGUUAGAGGUUCUACCUUUCCCAAGGCAAAGCCGAAACAAUCUCUACUAACUGUGAUACGCUUGGCCAUAUUGCGUUACUUCUUUUUGCCAGUCUUUGCGCGAUGGUGGGUCAAACAGACAUCGCCAAACACAUUCGGCGUACUCUUGCUAAUGUACAUCACACAGAUGGUGACGUGGGCGGUGUAUACCUUCAAUGUACAUCGCUUUGGCGCCGACUCGAGUAUGGUGUCUUCGGUGAUGGACACAAAUACUACGAUGGGCAAUGCUACUGCAGCGGCAGUGGAUGACUUGAAGAAACGUUUGGAGGAGGAGCACGUCGUCUCACUUUCGGACUUGAUUAUACCCAUGGUACUGGGUUUACUACUUAGCUUCAUACAUUCGCAAAUAGUUGCGACCAAUACCUUGAGCGGUGCUAAAUCCAAGCAUAGACGUUUUUCGAAUGCCAGUCAGAGUGGCAAAGCAGCGCGUCAGAGUGGCGAGAGUCGUGUGCGCAGGCGCAAGAAACUGAUGAGAGUUCGUAGUCAAGAGUCAACAGAUGCUUCUACACAGCCACAGCAGCCUAUAUCGCAGCAGCAAACGCCGGUGAAUGGCCAACCAGCCACAUCGCAGAAUUCACAGCAAACACGCUUAUUAAGUGCCAUGCAAAGAAUGCAAGCCAAUACUGAGAAGUUACCGAAAAUAAACAACGCCACCAUAGGUAGCAGCGCUGCCGAGGUGAUCUGUGCUGCUGGUAUGCCCAAGAAACGACCACCUGUGCUUCCGAAAUCAUCUGCAAAUGCAGCGCGCGUCGGUAGCGCAGAAACUUUCAGCAAUACAACCACUACUACGACGGGCAUACGCCGCAGCGCCAGUCCCGUCAAACUAAAGCUUGAUCUCAAAGCCGCUGCAACCACGUCAGCCAAAGCUGCAGCUGACUGCAGCAGCACCGACUGCAAUACUGAUAAUUAUAGCCCUACAAGUAGUCAUAGUUUAGCAAAUAAGAAACGCAAUGUCAACUGGCAUUCUCCAAUACAUAAUUACGCCAUGGCGAGCAGCGAAGUUGCUACGGUUACUGCGCGCACACAGGAGAAGCAGCAGCAAACCUCGCCGCAAUCUCUGUCCUCACCUUCUGGCUCCGCAUCGGCUUCGACAGGGACCACCACUACGACCAGUGAAACAAAUUCGCCGAAUACCGAGCGCGGCAACGCAGCUACAGCUCACAAUGCUGCAGAUGCUAGUGCGGACUGCGGUGGCGGCAGUACUACCACAUCCAGCGCUAACGGCUCGCCCAACAAUAAAACGGUGCGCAUCGAUACGUGCAUACAAGAAUUCUACGAUGACCUUAUAAGCCGUACAGAUCGUCUUAUUUCCGACCAACGAAAGGAACGUGCGCUGGGUGAGGGCGCUGCUGUUGCAGCUGCAGCGGAGUACAGUAGUGAUUGCGCUGCGGUAGCAGAGUCACCGCGCAGCCCACGUAGGCGCCAAAUCUGUGAAGAUGAUGGCUUCGAGAGCUUGAAUGGCAAGAGCUCCAGUGGUGAAGAAAUGAAUAUGGCGCUUCCGCCUGCAUAUGCAGUAAUGCCUGAGCUGGUGGAAGAGAGUAAGCUACGUUUGCGUUUAAAUGCAGGCAACAAAGUGGAGCGCGUGGAGGACACAAGCAGCUACGACGGAGAGCAAACUAAAACAAGCUCAUAUUAUCGCCUAAAGUCAAUGAAUGACAAAUCACGUCCGGUGUCCGCAUGUGACAGCCAUCAGCCGACUAGGAAACUGAAUGCGGCCACCGGCGCCGAUGUGAGCAGUGGCGAUACGGAUGAAGAAGGUGAUGAUGGCGAGAACGUAUCAAGUCCCGCCUCGCUAGGCAAUGCUUCCAACUAUACGGAAUGCACUACGUCUGCUACGGAGUGGCUUGGCGUAACUACAAACAGUGAAGAAUGCAGCUACAGCUCGGAGUUAGAGAACUCCGAUGAUUACAAAAACCAUCAGUUUUCAGAUGAGGAUGGCUAUGAUGGCGACUUUAUGCCGACCACAAUUUUAAACGCGCAUGGCACGUCGGAUCGCAUUAGCUGCACGGUUUGGGAGCAGCGUGAGGUUAAGAAGGCGCAAAUGUCUGUGCUAGAGAUAUCGUCAUGCAUUAUCGAGCGCGUCGAGUCAAUGCCGGAAACAAAUGAUUAUAUCUACAUUGGCUUGGUCUUUUCAUUUUUACUCUCGCUAAUACCGUCCUUUUGUCGUUUGUGCGAGGUAACCAUCGACAGCACCAGCACCAACGAAAUAAAUUAUCUCGAAGUGCCCAUGCUAUUAUGGCAGAAGGCUUCAUUCUCCUCUUGGGCAAUAUUUGGCUUUGCUUUUGGCCACACUAAAUGGGAGCGCACAGUAUUGAUGAUAAGUUUCUUACAGCGGCUCUGUCUAACAACAAUUCUUUUCAUAGUAUUCGCUGUAGCAGAGCGUACCUUUAAGCAACGAUUUCUUUAUGCGAAGCUUUUUUCACAUCUGACUUCAUCGCGACGUGCGCGUAAAUCCAAUCUCCCACACUUUCGUUUGAAUAAAGUGCGGAAUAUCAAGACUUGGCUGAGUGUGCGUUCAUACCUUAAGAAACGUGGUCCACAACGCUCGGUUGACGUAAUUGUCUCAGCUGCUUUCAUCGUCACCUUGCUUUUGUUGGCCUUUUUAAGCGUGGAAUGGCUAAAGGAUUCAGUUCAUCUGCACUCACACCUGAAUCUAGAGGCGCUGAUGUGGUCGACAACAAUAGGCAUCUUCUUGGUGCGAUUUAUGACCCUCGGCAAUAAAAUACAUCACAAAUAUCGCAGCGUAUCUGUAUUGAUUACAGAGCAAAUUAAUUUAUAUCUACAGAUCGAACAAAAGCCGAAAAAGAAAGACGAACUUAUGGUAUCCAAUAGCGUCCUCAAGUUGGCGGCAGAUUUACUCAAAGAAUUGGAAUCCCCUUUCAAAAUAUCUGGCCUAAGCGCCAAUCCAUAUCUUUUUACCACCGUCAAGGUUGUCAUACUCUCAGCGCUAUCGGGCGUUUUGAGCGAAAUGUUGGGCUUCAAAUUGAAGCUGCAUAAAAUUAAAAUUAAGUAAGCCAUCAAUCAUGUUAAUACCAGAAUAUAUAAAUCAAUUUACACUCCCAACGUGUUGGAAACGUACGGAUUUACUAACAAUUAGUGGUAUUGCAUGGCCAGAGUAGCAAUAAAGCGACUUUUCAUGUCAUGUCAAGUCAUGUAU
Rhagoletis zephyria (snowberry fruit fly) is the source of this 4036-nucleotide messenger RNA. RefSeq names its product putative homeodomain transcription factor (gene phtf). The record is from RefSeq and is a predicted model, not a curated record. Lineage: Eukaryota; Metazoa; Arthropoda; Insecta; Diptera; Tephritidae. Gene Ontology annotation, cellular component: endoplasmic reticulum.